AUGUCUACACCACAUCAACCUCUUCAUCGCGGACUUCUUUCUCUAAUAAUACAGUAUGUCUAUAACAAUAAUGUCUACACCACAUCGACCUAUUCAUCUGGGACUUCUCUCUCUAAUAAUACAAUUCUUCCAAUUCCACCAUCAACGCACCGAAUAGACACCACAUCGACCUAUUCAUCUGGGACUUCUCUCUCUAAUAAUACAAUUCUUCCAAUUCCACCAUCAACGCACCGAAUAGACACCACAUCAACCUCUUCAUCGGGGACUUCUUUCUCUAAUAAUACAAUUCUUCCAAUUCCACCAUCAACGCACCGAAUAGACACCACAUCGACCUAUUCAUCUGGGACUUCUCUCUCUAAUAAUACAAUUCUUCCAAUUCCACCAUCAACGCACCGAAUAGACACCACAUCGACCUAUUCAUCUGGGACUUCUCUCUCUAAUAAUACAAUUCUUCCAAUUCCACCAUCAACGCACCGAAUAGACACCACAUCGACCUAUUCAUCUGGGACUUCUCUCUCUAAUAAUACAAUUCUUCCAAUUCCACCAUCAACGCACCGAAUAGACACCACAUCAACCUCUUCAUCGCGGACUUCUUUCUCUAAUAAUACAGUAUGUCUAUAACAAUAAUGUCUGCAUCGCUAACAUGAAUUUUUUU
Molecule: messenger RNA, 655 nt
Organism: Ctenocephalides felis (cat flea)
Lineage: Eukaryota; Metazoa; Arthropoda; Insecta; Siphonaptera; Pulicidae
Exons: 9
Coding region: 1-621 (206 amino acids)
Source: RefSeq, a predicted model, not a curated record